GUGUCCAUGAUCAAGGUGCUGGCCAGUUCAUGGUGAGGACUCUUUUCCUGGCUUGCAGGCAUGCACACGUUCAGUCUGUAACAGACUUCUCCAGCGGUUCUCAACCUGUGGGUUGCGACCAUGGGAAAACACAUAUAGCAUAUCAGAUAUUUACAUUACAAUUCAUAACAGCAGCAAAAUUGCAGUUAUGAACUUGCAACGAAAAUAAUUUUAUGGUUGGGGGUCACCACAACAUGGGGAACUGUGUUAAAGGGUCGUGGCAUUAGGAAGGUUGAGAACCACAGUUGUGAGACUUAGCUUGAGUAGUACACGUAAAAUUCUCAGAACGGUACCUGGCUGGUGCUAAGCUUGCAAGAAGGAACGCUAUCCAUGGGAGCACCGUAACGGAAAUUAAAGGGGGGGGAGGAGAGUGAUCAGCAGGGGCGCCCGCAGCCUUCAGAAAGGUGGUCUGGAAAGCCCUCUUUGAGAAAGUGACAGGGACCUGAGACCCAGAUAAAACCAAAGAGAUAGCUACACAAAGAUCCUCGGGGGAGAGUGGUUCUGGCAGAGGGUACUGUGUGCAGAGGCCCUGAAGGAAGAAGGAAUUUAGCGCUUUGAGGAAAAGAAAGGGAGCCCGUGUGGGUGGAGCUUAGUGGGACAGGGAAGAGCAAUGGAAGUUGAGGGAGGCAGGAGUUAGACGGUUCAAGCCGUGCUGGCCGUGAAAGGGAUAUUGGUCUUUGCCCUGGGAACUGUGGAAAGUCUCAUGGUUUGGCUAAUACGUCUUCAGGAAAUGAAGACUGCUGGCGAAAGAGCCCGGCCCAGAGACCUGAAGACUCGGGUUUGAGUCAGGGCUCCUUGACAGCUGUGUGUUCCUGUGCAAGUUUUUCCGUCUGGGGCGUAAUCUGCACCUCUGAAAGCAAGGCGAAGUAAAAACGCCUUUCUCCUAAAAGCUUGUGAAGACUUAAGGAUGUGUCUUUGGUUCCUAAAUGUUGAGUGUUGACUGGAAUGACCUAGAAAGUGUGUUCAUAGGAAAGUUUCUGUCCUGCCCCACACUCCCUGGAUGGUUAUUCUCGUACCAGGGGCUCACAGACCUGACUUGGAGGAACCCCACCGUAGGGAGUGGUAGGUGAGAGUCCUCACUGAACGGUGAAGCGAGGAGAUAAUUUGACAGGGGCCUCGCCGACCUGGCCCUCUGCUCUUCAUGGAGCUGGGUGCCUGCUGGGACCAACCUGGUGCCCCCACUUGUCCCCUGGGCAGUGCCUUAGGAGAGGUUUACCCAUCCAGCUACCUGGUUUCUGGCUCACAGAUAGGAAGACAGGCCCAGAGCUCAGAAUCCAUGGGUCCAGCCUCUGAGAGGGAAGCAGACAUAAAGGUUCUGGCUCUGGUCUCGGGGCGGUUCUACAGGGAUAAGAGAAGACAACGGUGCAACCUGAGCUCAGAGUCCAGCCCCUGUGGGGCCGGCCCAGGGGGCAGACAAGACUGUGAGGACCCAGAUCACUGAGUAAGGACCCAACAACUCAAGGCGAGUGAAACAGCUGGAUUCAACUCCCAGCUGCGAAUUACUAGGUGUGGCCACGGGCUAGUUAUUAAGCACAAUGCCAUUUUUUUCUCUGGGCCACAGUUCUCUUAUCUGUGAAAAGGGAAUAAUAAUAGUACUUUUCUCAUGGUGUGGGCAGGAAAUUGAAGUGAGUUAAUACAUGUAAAGAGCUUAGGAUACUGCCUGUUAUUUAGCAAGUGCUUUGUAAAUGUGAGCUAUCGGUUUUUUUAUUAAAGAGAAACUUUAUCAGUCAGGCUGUCCAGAGAUGGUCUGAAAGGAGGUAGUGAGUGCCUCAUCCAGGGAUAGGAAGAGAUCCCCUGGAAACUCGAGAUCCCCUGGAAAGUUGAUCCUCAAACCCUUUAACUCACUUUCCAGCCCCAGAAUUUAGUGGGAAAAGUGAAAAAAACAACAACAACAAGGUGAUGGUGGAACAGCAUUGAGUGGGAUUGGCGCCAGAAACCAAAGCGGAGAUGCAGGAAGAGCUUCCUGGGCGAAGUGGGACUCAAAGGCAGGAUUGAUGGGAUUUGUAACGGCCAGGAAGGACCUGGGAACUUGCAUGGCGUGCUGGAAGCCAUGGAAAGUUCUUGAGUGUCACACAGUGCUUCCGGGAGAAGACGCUGGCUGCCUGUGUACACCCGACUGUGUGUGUAGGGGUGGGGACUGAGGCCGGUCCACCGGGCAGAAAGGUGCUGACUCUAAAGAUGCAGCCCGUGCCACUCACUCCGGGGCUCCAGUGUCCUCCCCGGGCCGUAAUGCAGAAGCCACCAAGCCCUGAGGCGUACAGACAGGGAAACAGGCUUAGAAAGGAACACGAGAAAGAACUCAGGCCCCCUACCUCCCAACCUCACUUCUGGGCACACCAGGCUCCCUUUCCUAUAGCAGAUCCUCACCCCCACCCAGGCUGCCCCCAGCAGCUGCUGCUGCACACUCCUUAAGUGGAUCUGCCGUAAUCCUCUCCCUUCAUCCCCCAGGGAGGAUGAGCUGGUGUUAGGGCUAAUGCAGCUGUUAAUCCUAUUUCCUUCCAGCCAUGAUCCACAGGAGCAGCUGUGUGGACGGUGCCUGGCUCUGAACCGAGAAUGAAGGGGCCUCGGCUAGAGUGGGUGUCCCGGGAAGCCAGAUCAGAUACAUUGAUUAUGACUCAGGGGCUUCUCACUGCUAGCAAUGGUUCAAGCUGCCUUGAGAGUGACUGAGCUUCCUAUGACCAGAGCUAGGGGAGCAGGAGCCCACAGUGGUUCCAGAGCAGGGGUGGGCCAGGAUUCCUGUCUGGGGUGGAGUCCCUUAUAGCCGUGCAAGGCCAGAAUUCUGUGCGACCGUUGCUGCCUCUGAAAGCUAACCCACCAGAGUGGAAAAACAAAAUGCAUAUGCUGGGGGCCUACCACUUCCAGACAGAUGGUGCCAAUCACCACCGUGAGCCCACUGGUUUUGCCCUCUCUUGGGCCUACCUCUGCCUUCCCUGGGCACUUGGAGACCUUCAGGCCAGAGCCCCAUCUGGGUAGUCUCGAUGUCUGCAGCCUUGCAUAGGACCCUGCAUCCUGGCACAGGCCUUGGAGGCUGAGCUGAAGGAGGAGGAUGAGCUUUGCCCAUCGAGGCCAUGGAGGUGGAGACUGUGGAGGCCCGGUCCCCAGGCCCCGGCUACAAGCGUUCGGGCCGCCGCUACAAGUGCCUGUCCUGUACUAAGACGUUUCCAAAUGCGCCCAGGGCAGCACGCCACGCUGCCACACAUGGGCCUGUAGACUGCGCGGAGGAGGUGGCGGAGGCGAAGCUGAAGCCAGAGACGGAAUCUAAAACAGAGGAUGCCGGCGGGGACAAAGGGCCAGGUGCAGCGGCCAAGCCUCGGCCUUACGCAUGCCCACUGUGCCCCAAGGCCUACAAAACAGCACCGGAGCUGCGCAGUCAUGGGCGCAGCCACACGGGCGAAAAGCCCUUCCCUUGCCCCGAGUGCGGCCGCCGCUUCAUGCAGCCUGUGUGCCUGCGCGUGCACCUGGCCUCGCACGCUGGCGAGCUGCCGUUCCGCUGCACGCACUGCCCCAAAGCCUACGGCGCGCUCUCCAAGCUCAAGAUCCACCAGCGGGGCCAUACGGGCGAGCGGCCCUACGCCUGCGCCGACUGCGGCAAGAGCUUCGCGGACCCUUCUGUGUUCCGCAAGCACCGGCGCACGCACGCCGGCCUUCGGCCCUAUGGCUGCGAGCGCUGCGGCAAGGCCUAUGCGGAGCUCAAGGACCUGCGCAACCACGAGCGGUCCCACACCGGAGAGCGCCCCUUCCUCUGCUCCGAAUGCGGGAAGAGCUUCUCGCGUUCAUCCUCGCUCACGUGCCACCAGCGCAUCCACGCAGCACAGAAGCCCUACCGCUGCCCCGCCUGUGGCAAGGGCUUCACUCAGCUCAGCUCCUACCAGAGCCACGAGCGCACGCACUCUGGCGAGAAGCCCUUCCUGUGCCCGCGCUGCGGUCGCAUGUUCUCUGACCCCUCGAGCUUUCGGCGCCACCAGCGGGCGCACGAGGGCGUGAAGCCGUACCGCUGCGAGAAGUGCGGCAAGGACUUCCGGCAGCCGGCGGACCUGGCCAUGCACCGCAGGGUGCACACCGGCGACCGGCCCUUCAAGUGCCUGCAGUGUGACAAGACGUUUGUGGCUUCCUGGGACCUUAAGCGCCAUGCGCUGGUGCACUCCGGCCAGCGGCCCUUCCGCUGCGAGGAGUGCGGACGAGCCUUCGCCGAGAGAGCCAGCCUCACCAAGCACAGCCGGGUGCACUCGGGUGAGCGCCCCUUCCACUGUAACGCCUGCGGGAAGUCCUUUGUGGUGUCCUCCAGCCUGAGGAAGCACGAGCGGACCCACCGAAGUAGCGAGGCCACCGGGGCUCCCCCGCCGCAGGAGCUGGUCGUGGGCCUCGCACUGCCCGUCAGCGUGGCAGGCGAGGGCUCCGUGGCCCCAGCGGCAGGAGCAGGGCUCGGGGACCCUCCAGCAGGGCUGCUAGGGCUGCCCCCAGAAUCAGGCGGUGUGAUGGCCACCCAAUGGCAAGUGGUGGGCAUGACGGUGGAGCAUGUGGAGUGCCAAGAUGCUGGGGUGGGGGAGGCUCCUGGUCCCUUGGAGGGGACAGGCGAGGUGGGGGGUGAGGAGGUGGAUGAGAAGCCUCCGCAGUUUGCGUGCCGGGAGUGCAAGGAGACGUUCUCCACGCUGACGUUGCAACGAAGGCAUGAGCGCUCACACCCCGAGCUCCGGCCCUUUCCCUGCACCCAGUGUGGCAAGAGCUUUUCAGAUCGGGCUGGGCUGCGCAAACACAGCCGCACACACAGCUCUGUGCGCCCCUACACCUGCCCCCACUGCCCCAAGGCCUUCUUGAGUGCCAGCGACCUACGAAAGCACGAACGCACCCACCCUGUGCCCAUGGAGACCCCCACACCUCUCGAGCCCCUUGUGGCUUUGCUGGGAAUGCCUGAGGAGGGGCCAGCCUGAGGCCCAUGGCCCUUCCCUCUGAACUCCCAGGAGUUCCGCCCCCACAGGGUGCCUCCUGGACCUCCCUUUGCCCAGCUUACUCUUCUAGACUCCACAUCCCUGCCCCCCGGUAGCCAGCUUACCUUCCCAACAAAGAGAUCUGGGGACAGUGGAGGCGGGCACCUGCUGUUCAGAGGCAUGGCUCUGUGAGUAACACAUUAAAGCAUUCACUUUGACCCUGGGUUGUCUCCUGUGUUCUAGUUGGGGUUUGGAAGGGAGUUUGGGCAUUAGAUAAGGUUCAUUGCAGAUUCCUAGAUUGACAGAUUAGAAGCUAGAAGGGUCUUUGGGUGCAUUUUUUUCAAAGUAUGUUUUAGAAUGCCUUGUGACAAAGGGUUUCAUGGUCAAGUAAGUACAGGAAAUUCCCUGUGCCUUUCUUGGGGAUUCUUGAUCAAAAGUGUGUUAAAGUCAUUCAUAAGUCCCACAAUGAACAAAUCUAUUUAGCUUUGUUUAUCCCAUAUUUAUAUAACCAUGGAAACCUUUUACUGAGUAGUUCUCCUUCUAUCCUUUUUACAGAGAAUAAACUGAGGCCCAAAAUUAGUAUAUUCCUUACACACUGCAGUAACAAAUUGGAAGAUUUACUUGAAAAAAAGGGGGUCCCCUUCACAAUUAUAAUACCCAUAAACUACAAAGUAAGAAGCCUCACAGGAGACAUGCAGAGCCUACAUGAAGAAAAUGCUCUCUCCAGAAGGAUAUAAGACAUACCAUGUACCUAAAUGGGAAGACAUUAAAAGAUGUUGGCCCUAGCCAGUUUGGCUCACUGGAUAGGGCAUUAGCCUGUGGACCGAAGGGUCCCUGGUUCAGUUCUGGUCAAGGGCACAUGCCUUGGUUGCAGGCUCCUUUCUGGCCCGGGCCCUCGUUGGGGCACAUGCAGGAGACAACCAAUUGAUGUGUUUCUCUCACAUUGAUAUUUCUCUAUGUCUUUCCCUCUCCCUUCCACUCUCUAAAAAAAAAUCUAUGGAAAGAUAUCCUUGGGUGAGGAUUAAAAAAAAAAAAGAUGUUGGAUUCUCUCCAGCUUAAUGCUUAAAUUCAUUGCUAUCCAAAAAGAGUUUUUAACAGAACUUGAAAAUUGAAAGUUCCUAGGCAAUACAUUUUUAAAAAACAGUGGAGGUGAUGUGUUUACAUACUAGAUAAUCAGACACCAAAGCACUGGAGUAAAAACAGAAUCGGCACAAGAUAAAUUAGUGGAGGGGGGAGAGGGUUCAGAAACAGCCCUAACUAUUUCUGGAAAUUUGUGAUAAAAAUGAUUAUUCAAAUUGGUGGGGAAAGAUAGGCUGUUAAAUAGCUUUACAGUUAUAUCUGUACUCUGAAAGGUUACACAUCUUUCUUUUAAAAAUAUAUUCUAUUGAUUAUUAUUUUUUUUUUUAUUACAGAGAGGAAGGGAGAGGGAUAGGGAGUUAGAAGCAUCAAUGAGAGAAACAUCAAUCAGCUGCCUCCUGCACACCCCCUACUGGGGAUGUGCCCGCAACCAAGGUACAUGCCCUUGACCGGAAUCGAACCCGAGACCCUUUAGUCUGCAGGCCGACACUCUACCCACUGAGCCAAAGUGGUUAGGGCUACACAUCUUUCUAAGCAAUUUUUCAAAGACCAAAAUAAAUAAAAAUGAGGCUUCACAUUUAGUGUAACUUGGUACAGCCUGUUGGGAAAAUGAUUUGAUUAUAUUUAUAAAAAAGUUAAAUGGAGCCCUAGCCGGUUUUGCUCACUGGAUAGAGCGUCGGCCUGUGGACUGAAGGGUCCCGGGUUCGAUUCCGGUCAAGGGCAUGUACCUUGGUUGCAGGCGCAUCCCCAGUAGGGGGUGUGCAGGAGGCAGCUGAUCGAUGCUUCUCUCUCAGAUGUUUCUAACUCUCUAUCCCUCUCCCUUCCUCUCUGUAAAAAAUCAAUAAAAAAUAUAUUUUUUAAAAAAGUUAAAUGGACAUACCCUUUGGCUCGGCAAGUACACCUCAAGGAUUUACACCUCAAAUUUCUUUUUCCACUUAAGUGGCAAAAUUGAGGAUAAUGUUUAAUACAGCAAAAUUUGUGAUACUGGGAACACCUUAAAUGUCCAUUAGCAAAGGACUAAGGCUAGCCACUGUGAAACAUUGUGCAGCUGUUUAAGAAAUGAGACUUAUCAAUCUAUGUUUUUUAACAAUAUCAAAAAAGUAUGUCAAAUGAAAAGAAAGUGCAAAGCAGCAUGGUUAGUAUGGGCCAAAUUACACAGAAGUGCUCAAGUUUCUAUAGAAUAUUUCUAGAAGGAUACUUAACUGAUUUUGGACUAUAAAUUUCAGCCACUAAGGCUUUCCCCAUUUAUAAGCCAAAACAAAGUCAGAAUGGACCAGGUCCUCUUCCAUGCUUUUGUCAUUUCUAGACGGGGCCACCAAGUUGGCAGCUUCCGGAAAUGUGUGCAGUCUAUCUCCAGGCCCAUGUGCCAGUCACGAGGGACUUCGCAGCGGCUGGCUCUAGCCUAGGACUGGCAUAUCAGGUAGCGCCAGGAGUAGAAGUAGUACGUAAUCCCUUGAUGUCAGGGGACAGACAGCAUUGCCCUGCCCACGCUUUGGAAAAGGUCCUCAUUCCUGUUCUCUCUCUCUCUUUUUUUAAAAUAUAUAUUUUCAUUGAUUUCAGAGAGGAAGGGAGAGAGAGAGAAACACCAGUGAUGAGAUAGAAUCAGUGAUCAGCUGCCUCCUGCACACCCUACACUGGACAUGUGCCCUUGACUGGAAACAAACCUGGGACCCUUCAGUCCACAGGCCGAUGCUCUUUCCACUGAGCCAAACCAGCUAAGACCUCAUUCCUGUUCUUCACAGCAUACGAAGGGGGCAUGUGGCAACAGCAGGGGCCAGGGUGUCAUGACUGCGGAAGAGAGUCCUAGUUUGACCAAGGGCACGCACUGCCCACCCCCAUACCCAGAGCAAGACAAGCACUGACCCCAGGUCUCCUGCCUGUUCAGGCUGGAGCUAAAGUCUGAAAGACGGGGUCCACGAAAGAAACAGACUCAAUGGGGUUGGAACAGAGGGACUUUGGCUACUACUGACUUGACUUGUGACCUUGAGCAAGAUGAUUUAUCUUGGGAGUUGGGAAGCAUCUUUUAGACAUUGGUACAAAGAUACCAUAUAUAUUAAUCAACAAGUAUAUUUGGACAUUUAUCUACAAUGAAGGAAAAAGUGGGUCUGGACCUAGACGACCUACUGAUCCCUUGGUUCCCCUUCUCUGACACUCCAGGCAUCCCAUAACCAGGCCUGCUUCCUGAGGACACAAACAAGCUGACUUAAAAAAAAAUUAACAGCUAUAUUAAGAUGUAAUUCAUAUACAUACAAUUAACCCAUCUGAAGUGUAUAAUUUGAUGAUCUUUAGUACAGUGGGGCCUUGACUUACGAGUUUAAUUCGUUCCGAGACCGAGCUCGUUAACUCAAAUUACUCUAUCAACUCAAUGCAAAAAAUCAGCAGAGAGACAGCUGGUAUCUCAAAAAACUCGUUUGUCGGGACACUUGUAAGUCAAGGCCCCAUUGUACUUUCACAGGGUUAUGCAACCAUCACAAUCUAAUUUUAGAAUAUUUUUAUCCUCCUAAAAGAAACUCCAUGCCCAUUAUGAUCUCUCCCCCACCCCCCGCCACACACACCCAA
This is a messenger RNA of Myotis daubentonii (Daubenton's bat), 8600 nucleotides long. It is a transcript of the gene ZNF668, whose product is annotated as zinc finger protein 668. The record is from RefSeq and is a predicted model, not a curated record. Gene Ontology annotation, biological process: regulation of transcription by RNA polymerase II. Gene Ontology annotation, molecular function: RNA polymerase II cis-regulatory region sequence-specific DNA binding; DNA-binding transcription activator activity, RNA polymerase II-specific. Gene Ontology annotation, cellular component: nucleus. Lineage: Eukaryota; Metazoa; Chordata; Mammalia; Chiroptera; Vespertilionidae.